This is a messenger RNA of Alligator mississippiensis (American alligator), 15374 nucleotides long. RefSeq names its product lysine demethylase 5B (gene KDM5B). Lineage: Eukaryota; Metazoa; Chordata; Crocodylia; Alligatoridae. Gene Ontology annotation, biological process: chromatin remodeling. The record is from RefSeq and is a predicted model, not a curated record. Gene Ontology annotation, cellular component: nucleus. The coding region runs from base 186 to 4847 and encodes 1553 amino acids. The transcript is spliced from 29 exons. Gene Ontology annotation, molecular function: DNA binding; histone demethylase activity.
CUCUUUUCUCUCCCCUUCCGGCGGAGGCGCACGUCUGGUUGAGCGGCGCGCGGCGACGGCGGCUGCGGGAGGAUUGUUUGGAGCGGCGGCGGCGGCGGCGGAGCAGCACCGGGACCGGCACCGGCACCAGGCCCGGGACCAGGCCCGGGAGCGGAGCAGCGGGCCUGGCCCGGUCCGGCUCGGCCAUGGCGGAGUUCCUGCCGCCGCCCGAGUGCCCCGUGUUCGAGCCCAGCUGGGAGGAGUUCGCCGACCCCUUCGCCUUCAUCCACAAGAUCCGGCCCAUCGCCGAGCAGACGGGCAUCUGCAAGGUGCGGCCGCCGCCGGAUUGGCAACCACCGUUUGCAUGUGACGUUGAUAAACUUCACUUUACUCCACGGAUACAGAGGCUGAACGAAUUGGAGGCUCAGACUCGUGUAAAACUGAAUUUUCUGGACCAGAUUGCAAAGUUUUGGGAGCUCCAAGGAUGUACACUGAAAAUACCACAUGUAGAGAGGAAGAUCUUGGAUUUAUUUCAACUUAAUAGGCUAGUGGCAGAAGAAGGUGGAUUUGAUGUAGUCUGUAAGGAGAGGAAAUGGACCAAAAUAGCCACAAGAAUGGGUUUUGCUCCUGGCAAGGCUGUGGGUUCACACAUCCGUGCACAUUAUGAGCGUAUUCUUUAUCCCUACAACUUAUUCCAGUCUGGAGCUAGUCUACUGGCACCUGACAUUUGUUCCAAACUGAUGUGUUUAGUGGAUCAUGCAGUUCUGAAAAAGUGUUUGCAGAAGCCUGACCUCACCAAUGAUACAAAGGACAAGGAAUACAAACCUCAUGAUAUUCCCCAGAGGCAGUCUGUUCAGCCGUCUGAAACUUGCCCACCUGCACGUCGUGCAAAACGCCUGAGAGCCGAGGCUACUAAUAUCAAAACUGAAUCUGAGACUCCAGAAGCCAGAACUCAUAACUUGAGACGCAGAAUGGGAUGUACACCUUCAAAGUGUGAAAAUGAAAAGGAAAUACACAGCACAGUGAAACGAGAACUUGCUGAGAAGAGAGAACACACUGGAGACAUGGAGAAAGAGAAACCCAAAAGCCGCUCUAAAAAACCCACUAGUUCAAUUAUUAGAAAGAUACAUGGGCCCAAGGUGGACUUGUAUGUAUGUCUCUUGUGUGGUAGUGGUAACGAUGAAGACCGUCUUCUGUUGUGUGAUGGCUGUGAUGACAGUUACCACACUUUUUGUUUAAUUCCACCCCUUCAUGAUGUUCCCAAAGGGGACUGGAGGUGUCCCCAGUGUCUGGCUCAGGAGUGUAAUAAACCGCAAGAAGCAUUUGGUUUUGAACAAGCAGCAAGAGACUACACACUCCGCACAUUUGGAGAGAUGGCAGAUGCAUUCAAGUCAGACUAUUUUAACAUGCCUGUACAUAUGGUUCCCACAGAGCUGGUUGAAAAAGAGUUUUGGCGACUUGUUAGCACCAUUGAAGAGGAUGUCACAGUGGAAUAUGGGGCUGACAUUGCUUCAAAAGAGUUUGGCAGUGGCUUUCCAGUUAGAGAUGGGAAAUUUAAAGUUCGGCCUGAAGAAGAAGAGUAUCUUGAUAGUGGCUGGAAUUUGAACAAUAUGCCUGUGAUGGAGCAGUCUGUCCUUGCUCACAUCACUGCAGAUAUAUGUGGAAUGAAAUUACCUUGGCUAUAUGUAGGAAUGUGCUUUUCUUCAUUUUGCUGGCAUAUUGAAGACCACUGGAGCUAUUCCAUCAACUACCUGCACUGGGGGGAGCCUAAGACUUGGUAUGGAGCCCCAGGAUAUGCAGCUGAACAACUGGAAGAUGUAAUGAAGAAGUUGGCUCCUGAGCUAUUUGAGUCUCAACCAGAUCUUUUGCACCAACUUGUCACCAUUAUGAACCCAAAUACGCUGAUGGCCCACGGAGUGCCUGUCUACCGAACCAAUCAGUGUGCUGGGGAGUUCGUGAUUACAUUUCCAAGAGCCUAUCACAGUGGCUUUAACCAAGGUUUCAAUUUUGCUGAAGCUGUUAACUUCUGCACAGUUGACUGGCUGCCAUUAGGUCGGCAAUGUGUGGAACACUAUCGCCUAUUAAACCGCUAUUGUGUGUUUUCUCAUGAUGAGAUGAUAUGUAAAAUGGCUUCCAAAGCAGAUGAUCUUGAUGUUGUGGUAGCAUCUACAGUUCAAAAAGACAUGUCUAUUAUGAUCGAAGAUGAAAGGGCAUUGCGUGAGGCUGUGCGUAAACUGGGAGUGACUGAGACUGAGAGAGUGGCUUUUGAAAUGUUGCCUGAUGACGAGCGCCAGUGUUUAAAGUGCAAAACCACUUGCUUCAUGUCUGCUGUUUACUGUUCAUGUAAACCUGGUUUACUGGUUUGCCUGUAUCAUGUAGAAGAUCUCUGUUCCUGUCCCACUUAUAAAUAUAAACUGGGCUACCGGUACACUCUUGAUGAUCUCUACCCAAUGAUGAAUGCACUAAAAUCGCGUGCAGAAUCCUACAAUGAAUGGGCUUCUAAUGUAAAUGAAGCUUUGGAGGCAAAAAUUAAUAAUAAAAAAAGCCUCAUCAGUUUUAAGGCUUUGAUAGAAGAAUCAGAAAUUAAAAAGUUUCCAGAUAAUGAUCUGCUGCGACACCUUAGAUUAGUUACCCAGGAUGCUGACAAAUGUGCCUCAGUUGCACAACAACUUCUUAAUGGCAAAAGACAAACCAGAUAUCGUUCCGGUGGAGGGAAGUCCCAAAAUCAGCUGACUGUGAAUGAACUCCGGCUGUUUGUAAGACAGCUAUAUGCGCUACCCUGUGUCCUCAGUCAGACACCAUUACUGAAGGAUCUUCUUGAUCGUGUGGAAGCUUUCCAACAGCAUAGCCAGAAACUGCUUUCUGAAGAAAUACCCAGUGCAGCAGAACUACAGAAGCUCUUAGAUGUCAGUUUUGAGUUUGAUGUUGAUCUUCCGCAACUACCUGAACUACGGAUACGCCUGGAGCAGGCACACUGGCUAGAAGAUGUACAGCAGGCUUGCGCGGACCAAAGCUCCCUUACUCUUGAUGAUAUGAGACGACUCAUAGACUCGGGUGUUGGAUUGGCUCCUUAUCCAGCAGUUGAGAAAGCAAUGGCUAAGCUGCAAGAGCUCCUUACUAUAUCUGAACACUGGGAUGACAAAGCCAGAAAUUUGAUAAAGGCCAGACCACGACAGACACUAAGCAGUCUUGUAGCUGCAGUAAAGGAGAUAGAGGAGAUUCCCGCUUAUCUCCCAAAUGGAAUUGUGCUGAAGGAUGUUGCACAAAAGGCCAAAGAUUGGCUACAAGAAGUGGAAGCCUUGCAGGGUGGAGGGCGUGUGCCAGUACUUGACACACUUGUGGAGCUUUUGACAAGAGGUCGCUCUAUCCCAGUACAUCUGGACUACUUGCCAAGACUGGAGUCCUUAGUGGCAGAGGUUCAAGCUUGGAAAGAAUGCGCUAGCAAUACAUUUCUGACGGAGAACUCCCCUUAUUGUCUUUUAGAGGUGUUAUGUCCCAGAUGUGAUAUUGGAAUAUCUGGGCUUAAAAAAAAACAGAAGAAAUUAAAGGAGCCAGUACCAAGUGGAAAGAAGAAAGGCACCAAACUGGAGAGUCUGAGUGACCUAGAAAGAGCUUUAUCUGAGAGUAGGGAUACUGCCUCUGCGAUGGCCACACUUGGAGAAGCCCGUCUGAAGGAGAUGGAAGCGCUUCGUUGUCUGAGAGCAGCAAAUGAAGGAAAAGUGCUAGCUACUGAAGAGGAUGGAGAAAUGAAAGUUUGCCUGUGCCAGAAAGAGCCAGUUGCCCCCAUGAUACAAUGUGAACUCUGUAGAGGGUUCUUUCACACCAGCUGUGUUUCAGCACCCAGCAUUUUGCAGGGACCUCAUGUGUGGCUCUGUCCUCACUGCCAUAGAUCAGAAAAGCCACCGUUAGAAAAAAUCCUACCUUUGCUGGCCUCCCUGCAGCGUAUCAGAGUGAGGCUUCCUGAAGGAGAUGCUUUACGGUAUAUGAUAGAGAGAACUGUGAACUGGCAGCAUAGAGCACAACAAAUGCUAUAUUCAGGGAAUCUAAAACACAUACAAGACAAAGUUGGCUCAGGACUAUUGUACAGCAGAUGGCAAACCACAGCAGGCCAGCUGCCAGAGACAAACAAGGUAUCUCAGACAAUUGGUGCUAUGUCUUUCUCUCUGCCUCAUGACUGGGAUAGCAGAACCAUAUAUUUACAUUCUCCUUUUUCUACAGGACAAAACUGCAUCCCCCUUCAUGUCAUUAGUGCAGAACUGGAUGAGUUGAUGAUGGAAGCCCAGCUGCUACAGGUUUCGUUACCUGAAAUACAGGAGCUGUACCAGAUCCUAUUCACAAAACAGAGCCCUGUUCUGCAAGCAGAGCAGAAGUCACCAGUAGGACCAUUGAAUGAAAAGAAUGAGUACUGCCGGGGCAGGAGAGAUGGAGUCGGUUAUAUGGAGAGAAAGUUAAAGAGGCGCUUUGAAAGAGAGGGCUUCUGCGAUGGCAAGAGGGCAAGGAUAAAAAAAAUGAAAACCCCCAAAAAGAAGAAACUGAAACUGAAUUACUCGAAGGAUCUCAGUAACAACAAAUUGGAGAGGGAGAGAGAGAGGGAGCGGCUCAUUGAGGUGCAGCGCUCCAGCGAAAGCCACUUGCUUCCCUCAGAUACAUCGUUCUCAGAGCAGGAAGACUCUGAGGAUGAAGAUGCAAUCUGCCCUGCUAUGAACUGUCUGCAGCCUGAAGGAGAUGAGGUGGAUUGGGUCCAGUGUGAUGGCAGCUGCAACCAAUGGUUCCAUCAGGUGUGUGUGGGUGUCUCUCCAGAGAUGGCAGAGAAGGAAGACUACAUCUGUGUCAGCUGUGCUGGGAAGGACUCUCAACAUCGAAAGUAAAACUCCCCAUAAAUCAUUCAAGACUCUAUUUUAAAGAAGGUUAUGAGAAUUUCUCCAUAAAGCCACAGGGGCUGGUUUAAUAGCCAGGCUGCAAAUGGUGCUACUUCUAUCCUCACGGGAUCAUUUUCCAGAACUCAGUUUUUGACACUUUUUUGUAUUUUUCUCCCUUGAGCUGUUUGUGAUUGUUGAGGUUUGAAAUGCUGACUGUUUAGCAGGGGUUUCCGCCAAUUUGGAAGGCAUUUGAAACAUGCACCUUUUUAUUGUACAGCAUUAAAUUACCUCUCUCUGGGAUUUACCGGCAUAUUUAAAUCAACUCUGUUUGGGUGCAAAAAACUGCACUAUGAGUUUUCCAAUAAAUCCUCUUUUGAGGAAAUCCCUGUUUACCCUGUUAACUUGUUGGAAACUUUAGGUUUUUUCACUUUGAUUUUUUUUGUAGACUAGGUUUAUUUAUCUGAGCAAUAACUUCUAUGUCUGGCUUCAGUGACUGGAAUGACAAUUCUGAACAGCGUGUUGGUGCUUUUAGCAUUGGUUAAUGUACAGAACGCAAACGGUUAGGUCCUAGUAUCACUGAUGGAUUAGUGAUUUAGAAGACAGAAAUGGCUCUGUAAAGUAAUUGCCACAGCUGUAUUUUGGCUUUCUUCUCUUUUGGGUAGCUUGUAUCAAAUGUUGCAGUUUAUAUUGUGGAAUAAACCCCUGGUUAUAUUAUAAAAUUAAAUGUUGGUGUUUUCAGAGAGCUUAAAAUGCAGCUUCACUUUCAGUUUGAAUUGGUCUUUGCAUUGGCUGGGUUUCAUUUGCUCAGAAAAAAAAAAUCCAUCUGAAAAAAAGAAAUAAAUAAAAAGCCACGCCAUUUUCUUACCUUCUUUACAACUCCAGUCUAGGAAGAAGGAAGUGAAAUCAAAAUAUUGUUUGCAUCAAAUACAUUUAAAAAAAAUUUUUUUUUUUCUUCAAAGCAGAAAGUGUCGCAUAACAGAUGGGCUCAGGAAUAAGCUGUUCUGGGGGUUCUUUAGCAACAGAGUCUGGGGGAAUUGCUGCUGUUGCUGCUCUGUGAAUGCAAGCAAGGCAUGACUGAUUAGGUGGGGAAGCAGGAAAAAAAAAAGUGAUACAGCUCCAAUCUCAUCCAUCUGGCUUUGAAGAGAAUGGCUUCGCCUAAAGCACAGAUUGAUUGCCAGCUGGGCAACAGAGCACUGGCUGUCUGUAUCUCUUUGUUUCCAGCUGCUUCCACCGAUCUUCAGGCUUUAAUGGCAAAUAAAUAGCCUGGAUGUCAAUGUAAGUAGUUGGGGAAACAAAACAGAACUAAUCCAGCUGCCUUUGUUAGGGACCACUGUUAUCAUGGACUGCAUACAGGGGCUGCAAAUGUCAAUGUUACAAAGAUGCCAGCCAUCAGCAGGAUAAAAAUACUUUGAGGAGAAGGGAACAAGAUAGCCAAGCAUCCAUGGGAGCAAUGUAGAAGAGACCGAAGCAGCUUAUCAGUGUAUCCAAGGAAAAACGGACUCGAGCAGCAAGUAAAAACUAAGCAGGGAAGAGCAUGUGGGAGAAAAGGGCAAAACAGCAGCAGAUCACAUGCUGGAGGGAGAAUUGAGAGAAUCCAAAUAGAAAAUGUAACUAACUUUUAAGAGUAUUGCACCAUGCCUGGGACUGUACCUUUAGAAAUAAUAGAAAAAUAGGACUAAAAAUGUCUCGGGUCAUAAUUUAGCUCCCUGUUGAAGGGAAGAUCAUUUCCUUGUAUAUCAUCCCAGACCAAUAUAUUAAAAAAUUUAAGUGCAGAUGUCACCACCUCUAGCUAAUCUGGUCCUGUACUUCACCAUCUUCAUAAUUGGACUGCUCUUACUAAUGUUCAACUUAAACAUCCCAUAUUGGAAUUUGAACCCAUUACACAUGUCUGGUCUCCUGUGGACACGGGGAACAAUUGAUAGCCAUCCCCUUUGUAACAACCCUUUUUGUAUUUGGAGACUCCCCUUAGUCUUCUCUUCUCCAGAUGUCUUAAUCACAGGUCUUCCAAUCUGUCAUCAUAUGUUUCAAGUCCUCUGAUUGUUUUUGUUGCUCUCAUUUAGAGUCUCCAAUUUGUCCAUGAGAUAAAUCCCUUGCAUUCCUUUGAGAAGAGAGGCUAGCGCAGGGUGUGGCAAAUUGGAAAAUGGAAAGCGCUACAGUGCUCUGUGGCUUCAGUGGAUUGUUAUUUGGCAGGUGUUAACUUAAAGCAUUACCACUAACUUCUGAAGUCCUAGAAGGGCCUGGGACCUUCCUAACCUUCCUCCAUAGGUUAUACUGACACCACUGUGAUGGGUGGAAGUGCUGGUAUUCCCAUUAUGCUUGAGCAAGAGCAUCCGCUCGCAAGAUAUUCUUCAUUGGUGUCCUCAGCUCUGGAUUCCUUCCUUGGUCUGAAUUACUCAAUUGUGCUGACUUCCUGGGCACACAGCAAAGCCUUUCUUUUUGAGCAGGGAAGGAUUGCCAGUGUUUAGGGAUGAACUAUGUGGAACAUGGAGGCUGAUAGGGUUUAGAUUUGUAAUGUUUCCUGGCUGGUGUUUUAGUAUGUUUAGUCUUGUAUUGGAUUUUUAACUACUGUUGAAAGCACUUAGAGCCCAGGAUAUAUAAUUAUCUAAAUGCAAAUAAAAAGACAACAUGACACCACAACAUCAGCGGUAAAAACAGCUAAAAGUAUAUAAAUACGUUCUGCAAAGAUGUUGUGUGGUCUCAAAUGGAAGAGAAGUUAUCUACUGGAUGCUCAGUGAUGAUGUAGCCUGGGGCUGUCCAAUUCACAGGCUGUGUGCAACCCACGAGGGGUGAAAUUGUGGCUUGGGUACUGUUCCCCCUCACUCCAGUUGCUGCUACUGCCAGGAUCUCUGGGCUCCCCACUCCCUCCUCCAACUUCUGUUUCCUGCCUCUGCCCCUGGGGUGGGACAAGGCAGCUUGCAGGACCAGGGAGCCUGCAGCUUGGCAUCCACAUGGCACAGUUUGUUGGGGUGGGGAGGAGAAUACUGGUGGCGUGGUUUGGCAGGGACCAUUGUGGCCCGCAGCCAUGAUGGAGCUGGACAGCUCUGAAUGUAGUCCAUGUUGUGAGAGAAGUUUGGAAGUCCCUGUCCCUGCAGCAAAGCUGUCUGAUACAGAUCACUCCAUGCAUUUUAGAAAUAGUUUUCUUUAAGGGAAAUGGGGACAAAAUGGGGAAACAUGCACUUGGCCAGGGUUUUGAUAUCCCUUUUGGAUAUUACUGAAAAUAUUAGACCUUUUCUCCCAGGUGCUCAUUUCCUCAAUGCUUGUUUCCUCCUUAUACUUGCUGGGUUAAGAAAACUGUUUAUGAAGAAAAGUAUCAAACUACAAUGCCAUGACUUCAGUACUUUGUGACCUCAACACUUAUCCACAAAACCACGGCUUCUUUAAAUUGGAGUUAUUAAACCAAAAGAGACCACUGUAGUCUUGGGGGGGACGACACAGAUUUUUUCUGAUCUCUUUUAUGGGACCAGUUGUAUCGUUCUGAAAACUAUUGGACACACUUUUGGGCAUUGAGGUGAUCAGAAGAAGGGCACUUGAUGCCUGAAAGCUUGUCUAAUAGCGCUCUCAACAAUACAGUUGGUUCAGUAAAAGAUAACACACACAAUCUUCAACUCUUGGACAUUUUUUUUGGCCCAUCACAACUACAGCAACACUCCAAAUCUACCAUACUACGUUUUGAUCUUAUCUUGACCACCUAUUUACCACAGGUCUUAGGCUUUUACUCAGUUGUCUUAAGCUUAACUAGAACUUAAUUAGAGCACAACUUUCAGAAAGACACCUAAACAAUCUGAGUGAUCAUCUUUAUAUUAAACAUUUAUAUUUUUAUUUUCAGUUGGAAUUUGUCUGACUUCAAGUUACAGCCACUAAAACUUUUUGUAUACUUGCCUGUUACGUUGUGGGGGUCUUUAUUUUCGUAAGUUUUCUUCCCAUAUUGGUACUUAGACCAUGAUAAGGGCAUUUGUUAACUUUCUGUUUAGCUAAAUAGGUUAAGCUGUUUUAAUCUCUUGAAAUAGGACAGGUGAGUGUGCCUUGCAUGCAUCUCUUGAGAAGGAAUGCUGGCCAGUGUAGCUUAAAUGGUACAGUCCUGUCAUGCAGUCUUCCUACUCUUCAUCUCUCCACUUGCGAACAUUUAAGGACACAUCCGUACUCUUUCAUGUACUUUGAAUUGCAGCAAUCCAGAUGGAUGUGAACAAAUUUGGAUCCUGAUUCUUUACUUAGUAAAUAUAGUGUCUUAGAUAAGUCUGGUUUGUAGUUAGUUGGUAGGUUAGGUUAGGCUAACUUAGUGGUUUAAAGGAAGUUCUUUGUAGUCUAACUUAGGUCUGUAUCUGGUUUAUUUAGGGAUUUGGAGUUGGAGAAACCUGCUUUUAAAAUGAUACCCUUCUUGUCUGGUGGUUCUUUUGGCAUUGAUGCUCUUUUUAUGGGUCUGGAUUCCCUGGAUGUGGGCUGCUCUGCCUGAAUCAAAAUUAUCCUGUAGGCCUACAAGGAACACCAAAGCAGGUCAUGUAUCUUAUUGCUUCAGGAAGAUGUGGCUGCAAAGCCUUUCUGAUCCAACAUUUGCUAACGGAUCUAAACGCAGUUUAAAAAAAAGGUGGCUCAAGCUUCAUGUGGGUCUAAGAUGAUGAUAAUACAGAAAGCAUGGGUCUCAGUUUUAGGAUCUGGUUCAAAGGUGGCUAUGCUUUUGUUUUUCAAGGUGUUGGAUCAAACUUUCAAGUGCUGACAGACUCCAUCGGUUUUAACCUGCAAGACAAGAGCCAAACUAGGGGACAGUCAUUAAACUUAUCUGACUGGUUCUCAAGAAGAGUAUCACAGACUGCAAAAGUCUUUCAUUGCUAAUAUGUUGACACAGUUGGAAAUCCUGGGGGUCCACUGAAAUGGAGCAGAGGCUCAUGGAUCUUAAACAAAAAGAUGAAAAACCAAAAGCAGUACUUUCUCUGUCCCAAGCAUUGCACUGCAUCUGAAGAAAGCUUGAGAAUCAUCAGUAGCCCCUUCACUAGUACACUCAUCUUCUACUGCCUAAGUGGCUGACCAUGCCAGCCAUGUUCAGAUAAUUUCCCAGUAUGUUGAAGACUUCAUCAGGAGGGCAAAAGGAAGUGGACAUUGUCAACUUCUCACAGUUUUCCACUGGACACAUGAAGGCAAUAUGCAGAUUUGUCUCAUUGUUCCUUCCACACGGUUGACCACGAGGGUCAAAAAUUGACACACUGAGCAGGAAAAUAUUUUCGUAUGAUGCAAAUGUGGCAAAAUACCAGGCAGUGAUAGCGUAUCAAUAUAAUUUAAAGGACAGGAUCUCUUUGAUCCUUAGGAUGUGCUUUUCUAAACAUAGAGUGGCUUAUACUUUGGUAACUGUCAGCAGGAUGAUGGUAAAACACAUUCUGUUUCAUAUUCAGAAGUAAAGCUGAUUGCAUCUGCCACUUCAAACAUGUUAUGCCUCUGAGGCCUUUUAUUGUUCCAUUUGAAACCUAAAUCUGAAGUAAAUAGUCUCUCCUUUCAGGGGGCUGUACUGUACAGUAACAAGCGUGAAAUAUUAGAAGUGAAACCUUACGGAAACCAUUGGAUCUCUGUCUUUUUAAACAAGCCAAUAUCUGUCUUUAAGUAUCAUAGACGGGUACCCUCUCACUAGGGACCGAUGCUCAUGAACAGCAGCAGGAACCCUUCUCUUUGCCAGCUCAGAAGCAGAUGUGUUCCUUGCUAUAUUGAAGAUCUGAAUAGUCUCCGCUACUGUCUCCCAAAUAUCAAGUCUUUAAUUUUGGCAUUAACGUGGAGAGUUUCAAACCAAGCAGCAGUGCAGUGACCUUACCUUCUCAAACUUUUGGAAAUGUAUAUUUCCCAUUUGAACUCCUGGAAUCCUAUCAAGGUGAACAAGUGGAGUUCAGAUUUUGGAAAAAGGGCUGUGCCAUCCCAUUUGAAGCCUGUCUUCCUAAUACCAGACUACUGUCCCUAGUCAGGAACCCCUCUUAUUAGACCAGGGGUGUCAAACUUGUCACCCCACUGGCUAGAUGAGGGUUGUUGGGUCUUUGGAGCUGGAUUGGGACCACACAUUGGAGCUAGCGCACAGGACCUGUCCAGCACCAUGUGCCUGUGCUGUGUGCAGAGCAAGCCCUGGAGUAGGGCCAGUGCGUGCUGCAUGUGGGGCUGGACUGACUUCCUGCAGCACAGGGCAUGUGCUGUCCAGUAGCCUGAUCCAGACCAGCCCUAAAGCCAGAGCUUAGGCCUGAUCUGGUGUGGGUUUGCAUUUUCCUGAACUCCCAGAGAAUCUUCCCUUUUGUACCGGACUAAAUUUCUAAUAUUAGGACAGUCUCAUGAGAGAGGUUCCUGAAGAUUUGGGAUGAUUUUUAGCACCAUAGCACAGCACAUCAGCUGUCUGCUGAAUUUUGAAAACACUUUAAUAUAUUGUAAAUGAGACAUCUGUCCAUGCCCUAAAAUAGCCAUGUCAGCCUGGUGAAUAAGGAAUUUGCACACACUGGGCACAUCUACAUGUGCCCCUGACUGCGCGGUUGUUACCUGCUUUAGCAAGUACUAAAUGACUCCACAGUAACAACCGCACAGGUCAUGUCUGAACCUACUGCGCAGUAGCAUCAGCAUCACAGUUCGUGCCUGCUGAUGCUACAUUGCCAUAGUUUGCCGCUACAGCAACCUAGUGUCUUGUGCACUGAUGGUAAGCCCACAAUUCUGUAGCUUUCAUAAUGGUAAAAAUAAUUCUUUGUCCUAGCCCUAGAUACUGUCCCAAGAUGGUAUCUGAAUUCUAUACUAAGCAAUUAAUUUUUCAGUUUUCUGUCCUAGAUGUUCAUAAAGAAUCUAAAUCACAUCCAACGACGUAUAAAAGGAGGAGGUAGAACAACAUCUAUUCCCCUUUCUCCCAAGCUUCUAACAUUCCUUCGAGACAGUGGAAGGAACUGAUAAAGCCAGAACGCUGUGGCAUCAUUUAUAGCCUCAUUAUCAAAAUGUUCAGGAGCACGGACAGACUAGUAGGAGGGUGUGUGGCAGCACUGCUAUGAGGAUGGGUUCUACUGAAGCUGGACUCGCUAGUACAUCCUGUGAGUAUGUCAAAAGCUUCUACUUAUAAGCAAGUAACCUCCACUUUCUUUUGGCAUUCAGAUAAUUUUUAAAUUUUUCAGCAGCUUACUUAUCAAUCACACUCAUGCUGGACACACUAUUCCAGCGCAACCAGCUGAGAGAGAAAACUUGCUCUUUGAAUCCAUGCGCAAACAUGGGGGUUCAGAACUUGAGAUACUUACACUUGUUUCCUAUCUUUGUCUUGCCUUGCUGUGACAGUUUCUUAAAAAAGACUGUUUGCUAGAAAUGUGCAAACUAUAAGUCAAACAAAGGGUUUAGGGAUUGCACAUCUGGUUUCUGAGCCUUUUUGAGAAGUAGGUGGCAAUUGAAAGAUGUAUACAAUUCUUCUUAGUUCUCUGUUCAUUAAACAGCACAUGUAAACACCCAAUUUGCUUGGUCAGUUCUACUCAGCAGCUAGAGGAAGUGUUGAAUAUUCUUUCUGCCCUUAUGUUGACAAAAAUCUUUACCUUCUUAACAGUAUUUGACAUUUCAGAGUUUCAAGUCCUGGGAACCCAACUCAAAGGAGGAUUGUACGUGAUACAGUAGCUGGCAGCAGUUCUGCAGCAGAGCAUUGCAGGCAGGCUUCUGACCAAAAAAAAAAAAGAGCAAAUCUUUCUGAUCCAAGAGAGGUCAUCCUUGAAUCUAAGCUAGUUUCUUCCUGCACUAGGGCAUUCUUCAGAGCUGGCCAGUUCCCUACACAUCCACACUUCUUGUAAGAAUUCUGGGAUUUCUUCAGUCUUUGAGCUAAGCCCCAGCUGUUUUCCUGGAGGCUCCAGGAAUUAGUUUCCCCCCUAAACAGUUUGCCUUUGGCACCAUGUGGCUGUCUAACACGGUGCCAGAAAGCUUAUUCCUCAAGUUGUUCAAUGGGGGUAAGAUGUAUCGAAAGUUGAAAGCCGUUUACAAACAUAAGGUGAGGUUGAGGCUGAAGAUGGAUUGUACUCUGAACACGCUUAAAACAACUGGGGUCUCCAAGACUCUGGAUCAGAUCACAGAUUGCUGCAGUGAACUGCCGGAUUCCAGAAUGGAAGGUUUGCAGUGGUGAUCACUGGCUGUGUUUUCACUGGUUCAUUCUGAUAAGAAGGGAACUUGUUGAGGUUGGUUUACUGGAGAUCUUAGUUUGAUGAGUGAAAGGCUUGAGGGGAUGUGCUUGGCUAUCAUAACCAUCACCUAGAUCUGCCAUCACACCAUUGGGUCAUAAUUUCCUUGACCCCCUAAAAGACUAGACCAGAGAGAAGCAAAUGGCAUCACUACUUCUACUGGGUUUUUUGAUGUAGAGUUUCCUCCUUUACUGUAGGUUUCUGUUCUUCUCCCAUAUCUCAUAUUAUUUCUGUUGCCUUCUGUCUAACAAGAGCCUGGCUCAGUCAGACUUUUUCUUCCAAAACAGUGCUCAGAUCAAAUAGGCAGGCUUUAAAAUGAGCUAGAUGAGUAGUGCAGGGCUGGUCUCCAUGGGCCAGAUGAGUAGCAUGGGAGCAGUCUGUGGGCUGGAUUUGGCCCCACAGUACUUGAUUCAGUGUGCAGGGCUGAUUCGGUGCGGACACCAUGAGUGCCCUGGCCCAUGCACCAUGUGCAGUGCCUGGGUCCAGUCCAAGACCCACACCUGGCACAGAGGGCUGGAUGAUAGGGCUCCACGGGCCAUAUUUGCUUUAAACCAAUCCCUUAAUUUAACAGUAUGUGUGGUUUCUAAGUACAUUAAGUUGCAGGUAGGACAGAUGGGGAAGGGGAAGCAUCCAAGGGAUUUGCCAGAAGGUUACCAGAUAACAGAAUUUACCUUCCACAAAAAAACAGGGCACCACAUUCCAGAACAGAAACAGUGAUGAAAACCCUUCAAUAUUUAGAAGUAGUUUAAAAAGGGAGAAAAGUCCCUCUGCCCCUCAGUGAGGUCUGUCUCAAAUGAGCACCACCAAGUCAGCAUCAGGAAAACAACUAGACACUGAAGUGGUUGUCUAGAGCAUUAAGCUCUGCAGCAGAGGAAGUGGGUGAGACGACCGCAGCACUUAGGUGAAAACCUGCUGUAGGUGGGGGAUUGCUAUUUAAACUCUCAAGUAUCUUGUAAACUCAGUCCUGUAUGAGGACUUGUGACUGCCUCGAGUCCAAGCUCUAACAUGCAUUAAUAUUUUUCAUCCUAACAUGAAAAUAUUGUGGCAAGUGAUCAAACCACGGGUGUAGAGUAGGCGACGAGGAGACUAAAGAAAGUGCAGUCACUGAUCCUAAUGGACGCCAGUGUGCAGAAAAAAACUCUUCAUGAACGGAUUUUAUUCAUAGUUUUCAAGAAUUAAUAAUUACAUGGUAACAGUGGCAACAGUGAAAAGAAAUUAGUCCUGUGCAGCUGAACUAGAUUAUAUAGAACUCUGCAGUAGCUAUGUCCAGUAUUUUCAGUAUCAAAACAAGGAAGCUUGGAAGAGAUGGGGGAAAGCAUAGCUUGUUGAGGGAGAAGUGCCUCGAAGUUCUGUAUAAAUCUUCCUCUGUACCAAAAUAAGAAAAGUAUGAGUCAGAUGAUAGCCCCUGCGUGCAAAAGGACUCUGGUUCUAUGGGCUGAGACCUUUCCCUGGGUUAUGAAGGGCCAAGAGGGGUUUGAAAUUCAGCAGAGGCAUUUGUUCUUUGAUGACAGAUUAUUUGAAAAACAAUCCCUUUUAAAACAGGGUUAUCUAGUGUGCAAGAAUCAAAUGUCAUCUGAAAGGAAAAACUGUCUUGCAAAAUAAAACCAUCCAGUCAUUUUCAUAGAACCAUGGAAAUGAUUUCAUGAAAAAACACUCAUAAAUAAUGUUCCUUCAACUCAUUUCCAGAGGGUGUUGUAGAUUGUGGGAGGGAGAGAUGUGGUUUCACCAGAAAUGCUUUGCUUAGGCCCAAGGAAAGGCGUGGGUAUGUUAUUUACUAACAAUGACACACUUCAUCUUUAAAAUACGCUUCUUUCUAUUUUGAAUUAAUUUCCUUAUAGAAGGGCAUCAAAGCUGUGUCAUUAAUGGUGGACUUUGUUGGUUUCCUGGACAGUGUUUUAUUAAAAUAUUCAAGUGCUUUAAACAAAGGGAAAUUACACUUAGUGAGUGCAGUUGACCAAUGAUUCCUUAGAGGUGUAUAUCAAGAAUAGGUAAAGACAAAGAUACAUAAACUACCACCCUGGUUUCUGGUAUUUGGAGAGAGAAUUUGGCUAAAUGAUUGCACUCCUUAGUCACACCUUCAUUAUUUAUAUUUUGGACAAAAUUUCCCUUAAAGAUGUGGGUAAAAUGUGCAGACAUUGAUACUAUUUCACAGUUAGAUCAGACUGCCUUAGAAGCAAGAUUCUGUGGUUGCAAUGGGAAUCAAGGCUAGCACAUUGGAAAUUAUUUUGUUUGCUUUUCCAGGAAAUGGAACAGGUUGCACUUACUUGCAUUGGUCUGUUCUUCCAGAAGAAAAUAAAGAAAUUAAAGAGAGGUCUCUUCUAGGAGGUAGAUAAAUAAAUAAGUUUUUAGGGGUCAUCUAAUAAAUGGUAGACCCUCACAGAAAAAAAAAAAA